Clonostachys byssicola is the source of this 2961-nucleotide messenger RNA. NCBI's taxonomy places the organism in Eukaryota, Fungi, Ascomycota, Sordariomycetes, Hypocreales, Bionectriaceae. The record is from the annotation of a GenBank genome assembly.
AUGGCGGACAAGGAGAUCCCCCUCAUUCUUGGAAAUGACCUCUCCAUGCAUCUUGGCGACGUUGGGGAUGUCGGUGAUGUCGAUGACCUUUUCGGCGAUGCCUCAGCCUUACCGCUCCGGCCCACAGGCAUGCAGCUCGACCAACGGAUAGAUAGGCUGAGAAACCGCGGCUGCUACCAGACUGUUGCAUGGUCAAGGGUUGGGACCAUUGCCAGCAUCACUGCCGAUGGCCAAGAGCUGGAGCUUCGAUAUCUCCGAUGCAGGCCUGACAAUGGCGAGUGGGAGCUCACUGAGCCUACGACCUGUGCCCUCGUCAAAGGCUCUCCGGAGAUCCCGCUGGUGCAUCUGGAGUGGGCAAUCACUAACAACCCGGAACUGGCCAUCUUCGAUGCCUCGGGGCGUGUGGCCCUGCUCAUCUUUUCCACAACAAUCACACACCCCUUCCUGGUAAGGAAAUGGGAUACAGACAUCGUAGAUGAGAUGCAGUCGAUUGCCGGAGCUCAUUGGCUACCGGUGGCCCCAAACACCCAGCCGGCAGCAGCUGCCAACUCGGCGAAUGCCGGCAACCGCCAGAGCUUCAACGUCGUGUUCGGCCCCGCCGUCAAGAAUCCCCAAGGGAAUUAUCAAUACGAAUCCUCCUUUGUGCAUGCAGAGGGCCCUAACCAUCCCCUUCAAGCUAGGACCGCCUUGCUCUGUGUUACCAUGGGAGGUAUUCUCAAGAUGUUUUGGAUGCAGCUGAAUAACAAGAUGGAGGAGACCACCCUGGAGCUGGAGAGCAUUCGCACCGCAGACGAGAUAGUGACGCAUGCCGCCUUUGCAUCUGAAAAGAGUUUGUUCACACCCCGCUCUUUCUUUUUAGAAUACCUGAUCCUUGCCCUGGUCACCGCAUCGAAGCAGCUCAAGUUCGUCAAGGUAGAAAUUCACUGGGGAAGCCAGCCCGGGAAGGCUGCAGGGCCGCAGAAUACUCGGUACAAUGCGACUCUUGUAGAGAAGCACUGUGCCACUGCUGGUUGGUCGUUGGAUUCCCUCGAGGAUGCAUCGAUGCCUGAGAUAUCUCACUUGCUUGCCCUGCCGUCGAUAUUGGACAAUUCCGGGAAGAACAUGGCGCCGCCCGUGAUUGUAUCUGUUCGGUCCCGGCCGCCCGGCGCCGGUCCGUUCCCGCCUGCUCAGUCCAUCAUCGAUCGCUGGGAGGCUGUUGAGCAGCGCCAUUGGCUGCAUCCGGCUAUCGAGCAACUCGGCAACAGAAGAAACAGUGUAUCCUCCGAGCCAUCAACAGGCACCUUUCUGCGCCCUCUGGAGCCAAUCGUCAUUCCCAAAUGUAUAAUUAACAUACAGUCGGCACGAUAUGGAAAGAUCCUCAUCAUUACCUUUGCGGAUGGCUCGGUUGAGUACCGGGAUAGGUACACUUUCGAGGAGAUAUACACUACGCGCGAAACGGCCAAACUAUCAAAUCUGCGCGAAGCAGGAUGGAAUUUCGCAGAGGAUAUGCCAUGCCAACAAACUGCUUUCUCGCCUACCUUCUGCUCCAUGGUCGUUAUGGGAGAGGAUGGCAAGCUCAAAUGGAACAAGCUCAAAUACCCCGACGGUGAUUUUGGGAACAGCAUGCAGGACGAACAAUAUGCCGCCACUAUUGCCGGCCUUACAAUCACGGCAGCAACAUCCAUCAGAUCCCAAACCAACUUUGACGACAUGCUAGCCGUUGUCAGACCCCAUAUCUCCAAGAAGAAGCUCAUGCAGGAUUGGGUGGGCGAACUUAUUCGAAUCCUUAAUAUACAGGUUGACUAUUCAGGGGAACACUCUCAUGACGCUCUCCUUAAGAAUGAACAGAUGCGAUCAUGUCUGAGCAUUCUCAUCAAUCUCGGCUUCAAGGGGGACACCCAACCCAGGAGUUUCCAGAGUACACAUGCUCUCAUAGCGGCGACGGUGCGAAGCACUGCUUGGAACAUCACUUUAGCCAGUAGCUCGCACUUCCCAGUGACAGGAAAGAAGAGCCCACUUGACGAUCACGGUACGUACAUGCGCAAUCUCGAGGGUGACAAAUUUCACAAGGCUAAUACGACUGCAGAGGUGGUGGAUGUGCUUGUCACAUCUGUCCGUUGGUCAUUGGACCUGAUCGCCUGGCUCUCGGACUCUCUGUUCGAACUCAUGAAUGACGAUGAGUUCAUCGGGCUACUCACCCCUGCACGCACAAAUGAACUUGCCAUUUAUCUACAUACCAAAAAUGACGUCUCCCUGCAGCUACUCCUGUGUUCGAGCAGCCGGAGCUUUUUGAUGGCACUGUGCCGUAGAAUAGGGCACCUGGCAUUGCUUAGCAACAAGGCGAUGGAAUUUUAUCGAAAACAGUCGGCCGAGGCCAACGCAGCCAAGGCACCGAAUCCUUACUUGAGACAGGCUUACCAGAGGCUCCAGCAGGCCACGAGCUCUGGAUUCGUGAGUGUAGGAGAGUUUGAAAAGCUGAUAACUGCCCUUAAGAUGGGCAUCAUGCAGUCGUAUGAUAACGUCCUAACCGCCAUGGUCAAGCGACAACCAAACCCACCUCAAGGGAAACAAGAAGACGAGGCUGUCAAGGUAGCUCGCUCCCAGUGUGAGACUAGAAUGCUGUUGGCAGCGGCUCCUCACCCCAGCCUGAUACCCGUGUUGAAGAAAUUCUUCACUGAGGACGUUCCAGCGUUCCGCAAGACCACGGAUCCAGCCAAGCUCUUCUUCGGAGAAUUUGAUGUCCUUGAUGUGUCUGUCGACCAGGGCGAUGUGGAUGGUGUGAAGUGGGCACACAUCGACGUCCUGUCCAAAACAAAACUUCACAUGAGCCCAACCCAGCAGUGGAGGAGAUGCACACGUUGCACGGCGGUCAUGGAGGAGCUCCCUGGUAGAGGACCAGGUUUUACUUUCUUAUUCAGUCAGCAGCGGCGGUGUUUGUGCAGUGGGACCUGGGCAGUAUUGCCGCAAGGCAAACUUAUUUAA